AUCUAACUCCUGGCGCAUGCGCAUCGAGCCGAUAUCCGUAGGGGUGUGGGAAGCUCGUUCGCUUCCGAUCGAUUUCCGUGUUGAUAAGGAACACCCGUGACGUUUCGUUCAGCCGCACGCGAUUGAGAGGCCACUGUCAAAGUAGAAAUGGACGCCGACGAAAUAGCCUGCGAAUCGGACCCGUCGUCCGGUAACGACAUUAGCGAUGAUGAAAGCGACGACCAAGUUUUAGAAAUUAAUCCCGUCACAGAAGAAGUGUUAAAAUCAGUGCUAGAACGACUUCAUCCCCAAACUGAUGUCGAAUUAUUUAAUUUUGAUUCAAAUAAAGCAGAAGAAUUGGCAAGAACUACCAGAGCCGUCACCCAACGAACACAAAAUUGGGCGGUUAAGGUUCAGUAUAAAAUACUAUCAUCUGGGCAUGAUGAUCAACAAAACUUGAAUCUUGUGCUUAAAUUCUUACCGCCUGAUCCGUUUGAUAAAUACUACGUGACGGACGCUGGAUUCGAUCUGAGAGAAAUCAGCUUUUAUACUGAGGUUUUGCCAGAUGUGCUACAAUUUUACAAAAAUACACUAAAAACCUCAGAAGAUAUCGAAUUGCCAAUUCCUAAAUGCUUAUAUACAUCAUAUACUGCAGCAAAUGAUGGGUCCAUUCUAAAAGCCCCAGAAUCCUUACUUGUUGUAGAAAACUUACGAGUUCAAGGAUAUACGAGGGCUAAUUUUUCUGAUGGCUUAGAUUUACAAGAAACUGAAUGUGCCAUAAAAGCUAUUGCACAAAUGCAUGGAUUGUUCCUUACUUAUAAAAUUAAAUGUGGUGUAGAUCUCAAAACUAAAUAUUUGCCUUUUGAUAUAAAGAAAGUGACAGAAACAUAUCAAGUAUCGGUUGAAAGAGGUUGGCCACAUAUAAUAAGUUUUUUAGAGCAUACACCUUGUAUGGAGAAUGAAUUAGAAGCUCUGAGAAAUAUUCGGGAAUAUAGUCAAACAUUAAUUGAAAACAUGCUAAUGCCAGAGGAACCAUUGGCAACAUUAACCCAUACAGAUUUUUGGGGAAACAAUUUGAGAUUUAAAAAAGAUUGUAAAAACAGUUUUAAAUGCAAAAUUCUGGACUGGCAAAUGGUUACUUACAGCAGACCAUCAAAUGAUUUAGCACUCUUGUUAAUAUCAUCAGUGAAAACAGAAGUUCGACGAGAACACCACAAACACUUAGUUAAUUUUUAUUAUCAAAAUCUCUCUGAAGUAUGUGCAAACUAUGGUCUUAACUUAGAAAAUGAACUUAGUUAUGGAUUCAAAGAUUUUGAAGAAGAAUAUAAAAAAUCUCAAUUAUUAGCAUUAUUGUUAUGUAUUGGCUGUAUUGACAUUGCACUAGGAGAUCCUGUUGCAGAAAAAAGGUUAACACAAGUGUUAAUAGAUUUGUAUAAUGAUGGAAUAAUAAAUGAAAGAUGCUCUUCAUAA
Molecule: messenger RNA, 1449 nt
Organism: Ctenocephalides felis (cat flea)
Lineage: Eukaryota; Metazoa; Arthropoda; Insecta; Siphonaptera; Pulicidae
Exons: 5
Coding region: 148-1449 (433 amino acids)
Source: RefSeq, a predicted model, not a curated record